AUGUCAGGAAUAAUUCAGUUCAAGGAAGAAAUCUCGAAGCGUUUCAAGACUCACACUGAUCAGCUUGUGUUGAUAUUUGCUGGAAAAAUUUUAAAAGAUCAAGAUACUUUGACUCAGCAUGGAAUUCACGAUGGACUCACUGUUCAUCUGGUCAUCAAAACACAAAACAGAUCACAAGAUCACACAGCUCAACAAGCAGACAGCACUGGGAGUACUGCCACCACAUCAACAUCAAGCAGUAGUACCUCAACACCACCUUCAACAAAUAGUAACCCUUUUGGCUUGGGUGACCCUGGAGGUUUGUCAGGUCUGAGUAGCCUGGGCUUAAGUACAUCAAACUUCUCAGAGUUGCAAACUCAAAUGCAACGGCAACUUAUGUCCAACCCAGAAAUGAUGGUUCAGAUAAUGGAGAAUCCAUUUGUUCAGAGCAUGCUUUCAAAUCCUGACCUGAUGAGGCAGUUAAUUAUGGCUAACCCUCAAAUGCAGCAACUGAUACAGAGAAAUCCAGAAAUCAGUCACAUGCUGAAUAAUCCAGAUAUAAUGAGACAGACACUAGAGCUGGCUAGAAACCCGGCGAUGAUGCAGGAGAUGAUGCGGAACCAGGACCGAGCCCUGAGCAACCUGGAAAGCAUCCCGGGCGGGUACAACGCCUUGCGGCGCAUGUACACCGACAUCCAGGAGCCCAUGCUGAACGCGGCACAGGAGCAGUUUGGAGGUAACCCAUUCGCUUCUUUAGUAAGCAAUGCAUCAACAGGAGGGGACAAUCAGCCAUCUCGUACUGAAAACAGAGAUCCUCUACCAAAUCCCUGGGCUCCUCAGCCCAACUUGCAGACUUCCACAACAAGUACCAGCACCGGUGGUGACAGCGGUGGCAGUAAUAGUGCUGGGAGUAGCACCUCUGGCAGCGUGGGACAGAGCUCAGCUGUACCAAAUCUGGGACCUGGACUAGGAGCUGGUAUGUUCAACACACCAGGAAUGCAGAGCUUGCUACAGCAGAUAACAGAAAACCCACAACUUAUGCAGAAUAUGUUGUCUGCACCCUACAUGAGAAGCAUGAUGCAGUCAUUAAGCCAGAAUCCGGACCUUGCAGUACAGAUGAUGUUGAAUAAUCCUUUGUUUGCUGGAAAUCCUCAUCUUCAGGAACAAAUGAGACAGCAACUUCCAACUUUCCUUCAGCAAAUGCAGAAUCCUGACACAUUAUCAGCUAUGUCCAACCCUAGAGCAAUGCAGGCCUUGCUACAGAUCCAGCAGGGCUUGCAGACACUAGCAGCAGAAGCACCAGGCCUUAUACCAGGAUUUAAUGCGGGUUUAGGUGGAUUGGGAAGCACGGGAGCUCCUACAGGGCCUGCUGUACCUGGUUCUGUUCCCAGUGAAAAUACAAGUCCAGUAUCAGGGACUGCUGAGCUUGGUUACCAGCAGUUUGUGCAGCAUAUGUUGCAGGCACUUGCUGAUGCAAAUGCUCAGCAGUUACAAAAUCCAGAAGUUAGAUUUCAGCAGCAGCUGGAGCAGCUGAGUGCGAUGGGCUUUCUCAACCGGGAAGCAAACUUACAAGCGCUAAUAGCAACAGGAGGAGACAUCAACGCAGCUAUUGAAAGGCUGCUCGGCUCUCAGCCUUCAUAGCAGUUUCUUUAACUUGAAAAAAAUGUAAUUUAUUUUUGAUAACGGCUCUUAAAUCUUUAAAAUAUUUGCUUUAUUUCAUUCUGACUCUGGGGAUUGUCUUGUUACAACUAAAAUUGGUCUGAUAUGUUUUAAGGUGGAGUGCAGUAGUUUUCUUCAAACAGUGGGAAUCAAUGCAUUUUUACUUUGUUGCAUGCAUCACACUUUUGUUCUGCAUCAUUUGUGAUUUCUUUUUUUUUAAACGAUGUCAGCUUUCACAGUUGGGUGAACAGGUUUUGUCUGACCUCCAACUGUCCAAUUUAUUUACUACUUUAACAUUAGCUUUCCACAGUAAUUUAUGUAGAAUACAAAUUUAAAAGAAAAAAAUUGAAGCUA
This is a messenger RNA of Merops nubicus (carmine bee-eater), 1992 nucleotides long. RefSeq names its product ubiquilin 1 (gene UBQLN1). The transcript has 11 exons. Gene Ontology annotation, molecular function: polyubiquitin modification-dependent protein binding. Bases 1 to 1620 code for a protein of 539 amino acids. Gene Ontology annotation, biological process: ubiquitin-dependent protein catabolic process. The record is from RefSeq and is a predicted model, not a curated record. Gene Ontology annotation, cellular component: cytosol. NCBI's taxonomy places the organism in Eukaryota, Metazoa, Chordata, Aves, Coraciiformes, Meropidae.